GAAGAGAAGUGGUGCAGAAGGCGGUCAGGAGGGCAGGGUGGUCUGGGGGCAGUGGUGAGGUGCAUGGGGGGUUGCUUAGAGGGCGCAGAGGGACUGUUCCCAGGGUAGGUGGGGCAGCCCGUUGGUUGGAUGGAGGUGGAGUGGCGACGGGGCGGUGCUGCCCCUUGCUCCAGCCUGAUUCUGCUGUUUGCUCGCUGGUUUGAGUUUGCCUGCAGCCUGAGUCCGUCCCGGGCCAUUAUCUAGAUGUCUUUCCGUAGUGCCUGAGAGCUCAGCAGUCCGACACAGCCUGGGCUGAUGAUCUCUGUGUGGAGUCCUUCAAACUCCACCGCUCGCAGGGGAUUAUGAACUCAUUUGGGCAGCAGCCCACAAAUUCACAGUCGACCCCUCUCCAGCAUCCGAAUGCACAGGAUUUGCUGGACAUGGCGGUGUACUGUGACAACCUGAGCGUGUACCCGCAAAACCUGCACCACCACCACCCACAGAGGCCAUCAGCUCCUCCCGGAGGCUAUGGGCUGAGCGAAUACAGCCCCCCGGCCGCGAACCCCUACCUCUGGCUCAAUGGACCUGCCAUCAGCUCCUCGCCUUACCUCUCUGGGACUAAUGGGGCUUCCUUCAUCCCCUCGGGUUACGGGACCAGCCAGAGACAGUUCCUGGCCCCGGCCUCAGGCUUUGGGGGCACCGAUCUCAGCUGGUUGUCUCUCUCCAGCCAGCAGGAGUUUUUUAAAUUGGUGAGGCCCCCCUACUCGUACUCGGCCCUGAUAGCGAUGGCCAUCCAAAACGCGCCGGAGAAGAAGCUGACCUUGAGUCAAAUUUACCAGUACGUGGCCGAAAACUUCCCUUUCUACAAGAAGAGCAAGGCAGGCUGGCAGAACUCCAUCCGGCACAACCUGUCCCUCAACGACUGCUUUAAGAAAGUGCCGCGGGAUGAAGACGAUCCAGGAAAAGGCAAUUACUGGACCCUGGACCCCAACUGCGAGAAGAUGUUCGAUAACGGCAACUUUCGCAGGAAGAGGAAAAGGAGGGCGGAGGCCCCUGGGACCAGCGCCCCGGGAGUGCCCGGCAAAGCGGAGGACCAGAGCGGCGGUGCCUUGAAGUCGCCAGACCCAGCCAGCCCGCUGGUCCUAAGCUGCCCUGCCCCGCCGAACUCUGCCGGCGGCUGCGGGAGCGGGCCCCAGUCCUCCCCCGCGCCCGCACGGAGCCCCUGUUUCUCCAGCUUCGCCUCCAGCAUGCAGGCCUUCGCCAGUGGGAACAAUGGCUUCGCCAGGCCGCUCUCGGCAGGGCUGGCGGGCGAAGCGUCACACGGAAGGCAAGCUGGGCCUGCUGUGAGCGCGGGCCCCACGUCCAACAGCGGCACGGCCCAUCCGCGAAUGAACUCCUGUGCAAGCGGCCAGCACUUCCUGAACAACUUCAGCGUCAACCACCUGAUUUACAGCAGGGACGGGACAGAAGUUUGAGCGGACUCUGAAAUAACUUGGGGGAAACUCACAGAAGCCACGUUCUGGGCCUAGAACUUUGUAUAUACCAUGGUACCCAAAAUAGCUUCUUGUUAGGUCUUGGACACUGUGCCUUAAAACUCCCACCCGCUAAAUGUCCAUAGACUCUCUCUGGUUGAGGUGUCCUCACACCCAGAAUCCCAUUCGGUAGUUUGUUUACAACAUUGAUACUAUGCAUACAGAGCUAGACGAUUGACCUUAACAAAAUGCACUAAUACACGAGAUAGGACUAUUUUUGUAAUAUAUGUAAUGGUUCCAUACAGCUUUUAGAAUAAAGUGAAUCUUUUUAAUAGAGGUGAGAGCGCCCAGACGUGACAGUUCAGUGUAAUAUGUUGCUGAUCUAUGCAAUCCAGAUAACAAAAAGCUCCCCACUCGUGUGUGGGUUGUUUUAAAUCUAACUUGAUGCAAAAUUAUUGUCUUUGUUUUCUACGUGUUAUGGAAUUACAACAUUUUGUCAUCUACUAUUUUAAAUUAAAAUGGAUUUUCCAUACAGAUGACAAUGAUAUUUAUUUGUUCUUUCAGGACUUUCCAAUUAGAAAAUGCCUUCGGUUUUUCACUCUGUCGUUGUUCUGCACACAUUGUAUAUUUUGUUUUAGUCUGAGAAGCACCAGGCCCCCCAAUACUAUGCUGGCAAUACGCAAAAGAGGCACCGAUAGCAUGUCCAAUAUCUCUGUUACAUCAAGCUUAUAUGUAUGAUAUAAUUUUUAUUAUUCCUCGGUCUUUAACAGUACAACAGUAAUUUGGUUUAAACAAAUGGCUGCCUUCUAAAACUAAAAUAAUGACUACAAAUAAUUCUCAUUGGGAAUUUAACACAGACCUGAAGCCAUGUAAUUGCACAGUUGUUCUCUUGUGCUUUAAUGCAAAGGCGAGUAAAGUGUACUAUUGCCCGAUACUGAUCUUAGAAUAGUUUGGUGUCUGUCAUCGAAGUUAACGUUUGUUUUGAACCCAGUGGAGGCGAGAGAGACUUUCGAUCAGAUAGGAUGGAUUGGAUGGUGAUUGGAGAGCAACAGAGCGCGCGGUCCUAUCAAGUAUCAAACAAACGUGCGUGCUAGUAAAUAGCUGGAAAAGAUUCCCAGGUCUGCUGGUAGGAGGCUCGUUCGGAAUCGAAACGUCAAAUAUC
Molecule: messenger RNA, 2613 nt
Organism: Pelodiscus sinensis (Chinese soft-shelled turtle)
Lineage: Eukaryota; Metazoa; Chordata; Testudines; Trionychidae
Gene: FOXI2
Product: forkhead box I2
Biological process (GO): anatomical structure morphogenesis; cell differentiation; regulation of transcription by RNA polymerase II
Molecular function (GO): RNA polymerase II cis-regulatory region sequence-specific DNA binding; DNA-binding transcription factor activity, RNA polymerase II-specific
Source: RefSeq, a predicted model, not a curated record